This is a messenger RNA of Parnassius apollo (apollo), 4773 nucleotides long. The record is from the annotation of a GenBank genome assembly. NCBI's taxonomy places the organism in Eukaryota, Metazoa, Arthropoda, Insecta, Lepidoptera, Papilionidae.
AUGGAGUCACAUAUUUUAAAUAUGUACCAUCAACCCCGUUUUCGUUCUAUUGGUCAUAAGAUUUUGCGUUCCACAAGUGAGUCACUCUCAUCAGAAGGUAGCUGUCAACAGAACAGUCCAGAGUAUGUUCCGGAUCAACAAACAAAUCAGUAUGAAGAGGAAAGUAAUGAUGAUGAAUACUGGGAAGAACAGGAGGAUCAGAAUCAAGUUUGGAAUCAUAAUAAGAAUCCUGUUGUUGAGCAGUUAAACCAAGACUUAAGCUCUGAUGAGGAAGAAGUUGACUUUCAAGCUCAAGAAAUAGAUCUUAACAGGAAAUCCUUCGAUGUUAAAGAUAUAGAACAAUCAGAAAUUGACAAUGUAGAAGAAGAUUCUCUAGUUGAAGGUGACGAUUAUGAUGUUAUUCAAGUUUAUGCUGUACAUCCAGACUUUGACUUGGAAGCAUCAUCUGAAGACGAAGAACAGUCCGAUUGGCAUGUGAAAGAAAAUGGUGAAAGGACAGAGACGGAAGAGUAUUAUAAUACUGAUGAAGACACAAACUGCAGUGUGCAGGAAAAUUAUGUUUAUGAUGAAAGUGAAACAACUGAAAUUAGUCAUGAUGCUUUAGGUAUAAAUUUAGAUACUCCAGUGGUUUCAAAUGUCGACGAAUAUUUCAUUAAAGAUAACAGAGAAAAUCAUAUACUGGAGGUUAAAGAUAAACCUGUAGUCAAUGACGUAGACGAAUACUUUAUCAAGGAUACAAAACAAGAAAACAAUAUUCCCAAUGUAGAUGACUUCUUCAUCAAAAAUGAAGUGCCCAAACCAACAGUGACGGCAUUCCACAUAAAGGAUACUCCAAUUGUAAAUUUAUAUGGUGUACAAAACAGUGUUGCAGAGGAGGUACAUCCCCAUCCGACCGAAGAGCAAGAGCCCCACGCAGAGGUAUCAAUUAAUGACUCUGAUUUGGAUGUACUUCCUAAUAUUGAAGAAAUUAAAAAAUUUCUUUUGGAUGAUAUACCUUAUAUGAAACUUAAAAAUGCACAAAAGUCUUGCUCUGUACCCCAUUCACCAAUGCAUAGCAUAUGCAUGGAUCUUGAUGCAAAGACGUGCUUGAGCUUUGAAGAUUUGAAUCUUGAUCUGUCAGAUCUUGAUUUUGGUAAUGAGAAAGAUAAAUCAGCUAACAGUUCCAAAAGCGAAGACAUUCCGCGUACGCUAACAGAGGAGGAUGUGAAUAGUUUUCUGAUUACUAGUAAAACACAGCCAGCCAUCAUUACCACAACAGAAGAUGAUUUGAAUCCACAAGACAUGGACAUAGAUGGAUCUGUAGAAUCAGCAACAGAUAAUAUUAAUCCAUCAUCUGUAACGACAUAUCGAAAUUGCUCAUCCACCCCAAUUCCUAAGUCAACUGUGUUGGAAUUCUGUAUAGAAAAAUCCGCAGUAAAGAAAGAAAAUGAUGUAAAAGUAGAACCGGAUGAUUUCGUCGAUGUGGAAUCCUGUAAUGAAUCGGUCAUCCCUGUUUUGGAAGCGAAUAAUUUAAAUUCGCUUUUGGAACAAUUUGAAGCUACAGAGAAAUUCAAUCCUAAGCCAAAAAAGUCCGUAAUCAAAGUUAAUGAUCAAAAAGUAAAAACAUUAAAUAGUUUAACGAAUGGCAUGCGACUACAAGAUGCUGGUGUUCAGUUGAAUAAAAAUAAAAUGCGGCAAAUCAUGAUGCCGUCAUCAAUUAACACUGCAAUCAGGAGAUCACCAAGUCCUGUUCAUUCUGAUCAUGACUAUUGUUCGUCGAAAAAACGACACAGUCUUCCUAAUUUGAAAGGUGGACAGAGUCUACUGAAACCUGAAGUUUUGUCUAGUAAUAGUAGAAUUCUAAAUUCUAGACACAGAUCGUGCAAAAAUAAGAAAAUUGUAUAUCAUCUAAGCAGUGAUGACGAAAAUGAAAAAUCUACUAGUACCAAAAUAAAGAAAAAUUCAAACAAUCGUAACGGUGAAGAUAAUGACACGAAAACGAAAAAAUCAUUAGUAAAGCAACCUGUAAAGGCUACAGUGCCAUCAACUUGCCGUAAGAAAACGUAUCCAGUGCAUAGUGCGAACGAUAUUUGUUUAGAUAAAGGCAACAGUUCUGUGAUGUUCAAAAAUGCUUGUAAAGCAAGUGAUACUCCUAUUAGUCAAAGUUCUAAUGGUAGCAUUAAGUUAACAAUUAAAAAUAAAUCUGAAGUAAUCAUUGAAAACUGUGAUGAAGACUAUAAAAAUAUUGAAAAAAAUAAAUCAAGUAGUGUAAGUGAAAAAUCAGCCAACCACUUUAAAGCUAAUAAUGUUAAAAGUAUAGAACCUUUAGAUAGUAAUCAAAAUCAAAAUAAAAUUGAAAAUACUAAUGAGAUACAUAAUCCUAGUAUGAGUGUAAAGGAAGAACCCAUUUCUAAUCCGGAGCAUUUUUAUACAGCGUUAUUUAGUAACAAGCAUGAUGUUCAGAUUCCCCAUUCGAUUGAUGUAAAAUUGGAAAAACGAUCUCAUGAAGAAGAUAUAAAGGUCAUUAAUGACACUUUUAAGAAUGAAAUCGAACAACCACAAAAGAAAAAGAAACUGAACCUUCAAGAGUAUAAACUAAGAAGAGGAGUAAACUCCAAUCAAAGUUCGGCAACUGUGAGUCCAGAAGCAAUAUUUCCCGAUUUAUCGAUUCCAGAAAAUAUUGAUAAAAUUCCUAAAUCCUCUGUAAACCAAACUCCUGCGAAUGGAGUCUCUAAUUAUUCAGCAAAAACAAACUCAGAGGUUCCAAAGAAAAUAUUCGAUCCCAUCAGAGAGGCUUCCAGAAAAAUUCUUAUGAAUACUAAAAAACAAAAAGCUGAGGCUAUGAGGAAGAGGGACGAAGAUAUUGUAAUGAGUAAAAUACCUAAGGUUGAAAAUUUGGAAUUGCAACCACUGAUCAGCGAAGCAGAAAUGAUGAAAAUUGUUGGUAUGGGCUCAGCAACAGAUAUACUUCCUAUACCAGUUGUGAAUGAGAAACCGCCGCAAUUAAGUGACUAUGAUGAAAUAGUCGUAGUGAGUGUUGGAACUAACACAGACGAUGAAGUGUUUAAAAAACUGCAACAGGCAGCUGAGCAUGAAAAGAGGAAGUCACAGACGCCACCAACUGACACAAAGUCUACCAUCAACUUUAAAAUUAAGAAGUCUGAUCACAUUCUUAAACAUAACGUUUUUGAUACAUUACAGAAAGACAGAAGUCCUAAGGAAGAUAAAAAACAUUCUGACAUUAAAAUCGAUAAAGAAAGAUUUAAAGACAUUACUGCUACAUUGAAAAGCGUAGAAAAACAAGUUGAGACAAAAAUAUCAAGUAACUCAUUGUUUGCCAGUAUACAGGAUGUGGUUAUGAAAAAGGCACCAGAAGUAAUUGUUCCGAACAAAGGCCAAAGUUCCAGCAACGGCGAACAAAAAUCGAAGCCUAAUUCUCCCAUGGAGAAAAAAUCCAAUCUCAAAUAUUACAAAACCACUAUCGUUCGUGAUUACGACGCUCAGGCUGAGCAUGGCGAAGACAAAAUAAUCUUACAUCUAGAAAAGCAACGAAAGAAACCAGAUGUCUUGAGUAUACUUAUUCAAACCGAACUUAAAGCAGUAGAUUCACCACUAGCACUAGAGAAAGUUGCAACACCCAAAGAGGAGCCGUCAAUACACAGAAAAAGGAAUGAUAGCGACAUGUCCAUGUCCAGUGAAAGUAGCCCGGAUCGUAUAAAGAAAGAUAUUAAACCGGCGAAAGUGGAGGAAAAACCCAGCGCCGUUAAACCAAAACUGGACAAGCGGGAGUCUGGAGGAACGCAAACUAAAGAGAAAAGAUCGCGUUCAAAAGAGCGCUACGAUUCAAAGUACAGACGCUCGCGUUCACCUGCGAGGGUUCACAGGCGAAAAAGAUCUCACAGUCGAAACAGGUCGAGGUCCAGGAGCCGGUACAGAAGGUACAGACGUUCUAAUUCGCCGCAUAGAAGGAAAAGGCGGUCUCACACGCGCUCACCGUACCGCAAACGGAGAUCACCGUCACCAAGAAGGGAAUUUCGGAAUCGGUCUAGGUCGCGAUCCAAACACGCCGAACCAAUACGACCUAAAAGUCCGGUGGUGAAGAAAUCGAAACCCAGCCCUGCUUACGAGAGUAGCGCGGCUGAUAAGAAACCUGUGGCUUCCUUAACGCCGCCUCCAAUACGAAAGCCAACCGUUUCUGAAAGCUCUGAUUCUUCGACUAGCAGUAGUUCAUCGUCUUCAUCGAGUAGCUCUUCAGAAGAGUCGGUGAAGUCGCGCAGAUCUAGCAGUUCCUACAGGAAAGGAGACAACUAUAAAAAGAAAAAUUACAGGAGCUCUUAUAGUUCGGAAGACAGAGAAAGCAAUACGCCCGUGGAAGAGAGACGGAUUGUGUUUGUCGGGAAGUUAGAAAAGGACAUCACUAAAUCUACUCUACGAGGAUUGUUCUCAAAGUUCGGUCCGGUCACUGAAGUGCGGUUGCAUACGAAGGAGGAUGGGUCCCGAUAUGGAUUCGUGACGUACCGUAAAUCCCGGGAUGCGUGGGCAGCUGUCGAGGCGGCCAGCUCCUUCCCACAGUACGAUGUGGGCUUCGGAGGCAGAAGGGCCUUCUGCAGGCAGAGCUACGCUGAUUUGGAUGGCUUGGAGGCUAAAUAUACAGAGAGCGCCUUCCACGGCCAGGCAGCCUUGCCCACACGUCGUAACGACGACAUGUCCUUCGAGCAAAUGUUAUUAGAUGUGAAAAAGAAACUUAACCAACGCAAAGGCGACAAGAAACGCCACGACGACACUGUGGCUUGA